AGCACACACAUCUCGUAUCGAUCAAACAAUAAAAAAGAAAUCUUUGAAGAGAAAAAUGACGGGAAACAUGUAUAAGAUGAUGAUGUUGAUGGCAUUGAUAAUGAUGACAUGUGGUUUACAAGCAUGCAAUGCAACGAAUGUUGAUGAAAGCAAGCCAGAUCCAAAACUUGAGUGCUUCAAAAACUGUUCCAUAAGUUGUGGCAAACAAAACCAACCUUGUUACGAAGUUUGUUUGACGAAAUGUGGUCUCCCAAAACGUCCUUCUACAUCAACACCAUCAUCUUCCUCCACCACGGCGUAAUAAGUUUCCAUUUGUGUGAAAUUGUGUGUCUUUUGGUUUAUACGAAGUUUUAAUCUUAAUAUUGAUGUGCCAACAAUGCCGUGCCCAGGCUUAUAAGGGCUUAAGACGAAGUUGAAUUUUGGAGUCUUUCCAAUAUAAUUUUUAUUUAAAUAAAAUAUAUAUGUAAAAAUAAUUUUAAACGGUAUAAAUUAUUUCAAACAAAACAAUAAUCGUUAACAUUCUCAUCCUCUUCUUUGUUAACAUUUUUCAUCAUCUUGUUCUUUCUCAUUGAUCAUUUAUUUCUCACAGAUGCAGUAGAAUUUGAUUUCACAAACAGAUCAUCUUGUCCUGAACAAAGGAAUCAAGUGAAUAUAAACAAAACAAAAUACAAAACCAA
Molecule: messenger RNA, 677 nt
Organism: Arabidopsis thaliana (thale cress)
Lineage: Eukaryota; Viridiplantae; Streptophyta; Magnoliopsida; Brassicales; Brassicaceae
Product: Putative membrane lipoprotein
Exons: 1
Coding region: 56-301 (81 amino acids)
Source: RefSeq, marked reviewed